AUGAGUGAAAGCGAUAUCAUUGGUUCUUUAAAAGCAAUUGGUGAAUACAAUGAAGACAAAGAUGAAGAUAUUUCUUGUUUGAGGCAGAAAUUAAUUAGGAUUGAAAGAACAAGGCACUUUAAGACUUGGCAUGAUUUGUCCACAGUUUCAAACCACAGUCAUUUGGUGUUCAUGGUGACAUUGCUAUAUGAUCCUGCUGUUUACUACACAAAUGAAGAAUUUAAGAUCAAGACCAAGCAAGAAGUAGAUGUGCAGGCCAAAGUAGAAGUACCACAAGUUCACAUCAUAGCCAGAUCAAGCUCUGCUGAUAGUGAACAGUUGGCUUACAUUGAGACUAGAACAGAGUGUCUUUGUAAAUUAACUGAUCCUAUCAGUACAGAAAAUGGGAAUGAAGUGACCGAUGUCAUGCGAUUCUUUCAUGGAGACAGUCCAGCUAGGCAAUACGAAAGUGGGCAGCAGAAAGGUGGACACUUUUACUGCCCUGUGUGUGGUGCUAAUGCACAUCGGGUCUAUGAAUUAGAGUAUUGUCUAAGAUCCAAAUACAUCUCCCUAGCAGAGAGACAACAGGUAGUUUUGCAAGGGCCUAUUGGCCAAAAGAAAUCACUGGAAAGAAACAACAAGCCUUUUGCAAAACUAUCAAAACAAGAACUUAUCAGAGAAUUGUCGGCCAGAGGAAUCUAUGAAGGCAAUCGUAAAGACGAACUGGAGAAACUUCUCACUGACGAACUGCAUGGCAUCCAGAGAGUUCCAGCGUUGCUGUUUCAUACACCAAACAAGGGCUUGGAGACCAUCAAUUGCCAGAAUUAUGAGAUCCUACCAUUUGAGCCAUUACACGAUAUCGGUAAACAUAUUGAAAAUGUAUUUGAGGAAUUACCACAUCAUCUCGAAAGGGAUCAGGCGAAACCAAUUUUAGAUGUUUUGGACGUCGCAUUGAAUGGCAAAGAUACCAAAAGGACAUUUGACUACCGAUGUUCACUAGUUCAGGUAUCCCUCCAUACCAGAGGAAAAAUUCCUUCCAAGGCUCAACAUCUUCUUGAUACGCUUGUUGAAAUCCAACAAAUUGCCUAUGCCUCAGAGAAAGCCAGGACACCAAGACAAGUUCUACGGUUCCACAAUCUAACAUGGCUACAUGGGAUUUUGUGCACGGAAGUUAUUGGGUUUCAAUUAAAGAAACUUACUUGUAGAAAGCUUUACGGCAACUAUUUCCACAACAUAACCUCCCAUGCAGCAAUGCAAAAUCGAAUUAUUAAUGGUAGAUCAAGCAAUGUUGAAGAGCAGGAAAGAGUUUUCAACACCAUUAAGAAUAUUACAAAGGGAACAUCAUCAAAUCACCCCAAUCAACUCAUUGGCAAUAUCCUGGUGAGAAUGCAAGCUGAAGGUAAACUUAAAGAUUACCAAAAUGUUGUGUGUAAUCAACAGAAGCAAGUCACCAAAUUAGCAAAUGCAUUGCCAUCAUUUGGAAACAGCACCUUUUCUCGCGCUUUCUUGGUUAAACACAGCAAAUCAUGGCAAGCUCACUUAGAAAACAUCAGUGAUUACCUUUUACAUGGGGAAGGAAUUUGGUGGAAAAAAACUGAGAAUGAGAGUAUUGAGUUUUAUGAUGCUGUUGAAAACCCAGACUAUCAACCAGAGGGCCCUGUACUCCACCACUUCAGAUCUACAACAUUUGAAGGUGAGCAGAAAUAUCUUGCAGCAUCCUGGAAAAUCUGUCUGGACAAAAAAGUCGAACUACCAUUAGUUGUUCUGCGGGUUCCAGAUCAGAAUGGAAAUAUGAUCAUUGCUAGUAACCCAACCCAAGAAGAUGCACAAGUGAGCAGAGUUAUCCACCCUGAACCUAUUUCAGAAGACGACACACCAUCUUUCCAUGACACACCAGAUGAAAAUAAUUUGCCAUUUACUUUGGCUGUAUGCAAUGAUAUAUUAUUGGACGAUCAGGAGCUAAACUAUGAAGGUAUGUAGUACAUGGUUAUGGAACUGUAUUUAUAGUGUUAAUUUUAUGUUGUGAAGGUGCUAUAAUCAUCCUCAUACUUGCAGCUGAGAGCUAAUUAAGAUGUAGUGCAAAGGAUGCAGCUCAACAUGAUCUGGCCUGUUUGAGGCUUUCUAUCGGUGCCUCUGGGAGCGACCGUAUGACUCAUGUCUGAUCAUGAAGCACCCGGAGAAAACCCACAACUUUUGCUAGAGCAUUGCCAGCUAUCUCAAUGUUACAUGGACAUAUGAUUUAAUUUCAUUUAGCGGUUGUUUACAUAAUUAUACAAUACUGGGAUAAAAAAUUGCUCAAACCAUGUAUAUAACAUGUUAUAAUAAUUCGCAAAAAGAGUAUAGCCAAAUUAGGAAAAAAGAAUUAUAAUUUUUUUUCUAUUAUUUUAGGUUUCCCCCAAACUGAUGAGAACAACUGCAGAGAUGCUACUCCAACUGACUCAAGAGAAGUCAUCAUGGAACCAGCUGUCAAUGAAGUUUCCACAAUGGGACCUUCCACAAGUGAAGUAAAUCUCAGUCCUAAUCAAAACAGUUUAGAAUCUGUUGAAUUAAGUGUAGAUAAAGAGAUGCAAAAAGAGAUGGCGUAUAAGUGUUCAUCUAGCAAAAUAAGUCGGGCAGUUGAGACAGUGUUAGGGCUCACACAAGAUGUCAUCCAGUUUGAUAAAGCCAGAGUUAGGCAUAAGCAACAUCCUAAAAAUGCCACUUACUCCAAAGAUCAUGAUAAAAUGCUGGCUAUUAUUCACACAAGAAUAUCCAAGCAAAGGCGACUCAUCAAAGAAGAAAUAAACAGCUGGGAGAAGGAGUUUUACUCGACAAAUGGUGAACUGCCAACAAAACAGGAUAUGACAGACAACCUUGCUAUGAAACAGGCGUUAAAACGACUACAAUGUGCAGACCGUCUCCUCGAAAAAUUUGUAAACGGGUAG
Molecule: messenger RNA, 2903 nt
Organism: Paramuricea clavata
Lineage: Eukaryota; Metazoa; Cnidaria; Anthozoa; Malacalcyonacea; Plexauridae
Source: the annotation of a GenBank genome assembly